Molecule: messenger RNA, 333 nt
Organism: Purpureocillium lilacinum
Lineage: Eukaryota; Fungi; Ascomycota; Sordariomycetes; Hypocreales; Ophiocordycipitaceae
Product: RNA polymerase III C11 subunit
Biological process (GO): DNA-templated transcription; termination of RNA polymerase III transcription
Cellular component (GO): RNA polymerase III complex
Molecular function (GO): nucleic acid binding; zinc ion binding
Source: RefSeq, a predicted model, not a curated record
AUGCUGCUCUUCUGCCCGCAGUGCGCCAACAUCCUAACCGUGUCGCUCACCAACGCGCGCCUCAACCGACUCGAGUGCCGGACGUGCCCCUUCGAGCACAGCAUCACGGAGCCCGUCUUCUCGCGGCGCGUCUACGAGCGCAAGGAGAAGGAGGACGUCUUCGGCGGGCCGGGCGCCUGGGACAAUGCGCAAAAGGGCCGCGUGCAGUGCCCCAACGACGGCUGCGACGGCGACGAGGCCGCCUUCUUCCAGGUCCAGAUCCGCAGUGCCGACGAGCCCAUGACGAGCUUCUACAAGUGCAUGACGUGCGGCCACCGCUGGCGCGAGAACUGA